Cyphellophora europaea CBS 101466 is the source of this 1923-nucleotide messenger RNA. RefSeq lists its product as uncharacterized. Gene Ontology annotation, biological process: DNA-templated transcription. Gene Ontology annotation, cellular component: nucleus. Bases 1 to 1923 code for a protein of 640 amino acids. NCBI's taxonomy places the organism in Eukaryota, Fungi, Ascomycota, Eurotiomycetes, Chaetothyriales, Cyphellophoraceae. The transcript has a single exon. Gene Ontology annotation, molecular function: DNA binding; zinc ion binding; DNA-binding transcription factor activity, RNA polymerase II-specific. The record is from RefSeq and is a predicted model, not a curated record.
AUGGACGUCACGACGCGUUCUGAUGCGACAAUCUCCAGCCCUGAGGAUAGCGCGCGACUACCGAAGGGCUCUCUACCCGAUCGGCCAUGCGAUGUUUGUCGGAAGCGCAAAUCAAGAUGUGUGAAAGAGUUGGGCCAGAAUAAGUGCGUCCUAUGCACUUUCCAUCAACGCGAUUGCACCUAUCUAGACGCUCCUGCGCGAAGAAAACGAAAGCGACGAGAUGAAGCAGAACUCGAGUCACCAUCGAUAGGUGCGGCCAGCGUCUCCUCGCCAAAUCCUGGACACUCGCUUCUCAAUUCUACUUUGGGCCUUCAUCGAACCUCACACUCCCGUUUCGUAGGCUCGAGCUCAGUCCAUGAGCCUGUGCUGUGGGCUCUCCAAGAACCAUAUGUCGGCACCAGUAACCAUGAUUACGUACGCCGUGUCGAUGCAAAUACAUUCUUUGUGACCGAGAACGAUCACCAGACUCCGUUUCAUGUAGAAGAGCUUACCGAUAUCGAUGAAAUCGAACGGACAGUCCAGCCUAACGGGCCGAAACUUGUCGAAAUCUACUUUCGCAUUGUGCAUCCCGUGUUCCCCAUUCUUCACAAAGCAGUGUUCCUCGAAAAAUAUGCACGAAGUUACCGCGAAUUCUCGCCCCCUCUGCUCGCAGCAGUCUACUUACUGGCAAUGGACUGGUGGGAAUACGACACGGAUCUAUCCCAGAAGUCGAAGCCAGAUGGCUCACAACUCCUCAGACUAGCGACCAACUCUUUCACGUCGGUCGUGCUGCGACCCAAACUCUCCACAGUGCAGGCGGGUCUGCUUUUGCUGCAGCGGUAUGGAGGUGGCUCGUGGAUCAUGACAAGUCAAGUCGUGGCCGUCGCCGAAGAACUAGGUCUCCACCAAGACUGCUCGAGUUGGAGUGUGCCAGAUUGGGAAAUCGGUCUGAGACGGAGACUGGCAUGGGCCGUGAUCAUGCAGGAUUGUUGGGCCGCAGCACUCUACGGACGACCGCCACAUGUAAGCCUCAAGAAUUGGUCCGCAAGACGGGUAUCUUUGAAUGAUUUUCCCGAGACAGCCGCAGAUCAGGAUAAUCAAGACGGCAGCACGGAAGUGGAGAAAGGCCGACGUCUCUUCAUCCACCUGGCUGCUCUGACAGAGAUUCUCGCGGAAAUUCAAGGUAUCUGUGGUCCUUCUGGUAUGUCUCCUACAGUGUCUGCUCUUGAAGAGCUCUUAACCCAGGUCAAACCGGUGGCCAUGCGACUUCGUGACUGGAAGGCGUCCAUGCCUGCCGGACUGUAUAUGGAAGAUGUGACACCACGCAAACUCUGCUCAAAUGGCUAUCUGCAUCUCGCAUACUACACCGUUGAGAUCCUAUUACAUCGCCAUAUUAUCCGCUGUUGCUCAGUCAGCUCCGACCCCACGCUCGUGUCGCUGUGCCGGGAGGCAGCAAAGUUGCGACUCGAGCAUGCAGUGUCUUUCGUCGACAUGCUACGUCCCGAGCAUCUCCACGCCUUCUGGUGGUUCGCUUCGGCCGAGUCUGUCGUUCUGAUCGGCACCUACAACGCGCUCUUGUGGGCCACGAGCCCCUUGCAAACGGAGGCAGACACGUACAAGAACAAGCUUGAUGAGUUUCGAUGGAGCCUGAAGCUGCGAGCUACGAACUUGAAAUUUGUAACCAUCGCUCUUCAGCAACUGGACAAACUACCCACGUUGGACGAUAGACUUCGGCAAUCCCAAGUUCUUGUGACGAGUCAGGCUGGUGUCUGGCCGUCGAGGCUAUCUGCGUCAACCAUGAUAGACGAAGAUACUCCCCAGCAGACGCCCAGCCAUUUCCAAUUCGAUUGGAAUGCGUUUGACGAGGCUUUCAGUCCCUAUCUGGGUCCAGCUACCGGCAACAGUGUGUUACUUCAACGUUCGGACCAGGGCGAAGACACAUAG